UUUUUCAGUUGCCGUUUUUCCGUUGCCGCAACCAGACGUUUGAGCCGGUUUGAAUUCGAAAAUCUUGCUCUCUUUUUCGCGCUCGUGUUUUUGUUCGUUACGAAUUCAAAACAAAAACAACUACCGAGGAGCGCACGCAUUUUGAGUUAUUUUUAAAAAGAAGAAGCUGCAGAUCUGCUCUUUUUUCUCGGUUUCUCCAUGCCGAAACCGAAAUAAAACCCAACAACAACAACCGAAAACCGAUUUUGUGAGUGCAAUAAACCAAACUGCAUCGGUGUAAAUAUGCGUGUUUGGUUGUGUGUUUGUGCGGUGAAUCUACGAAAAUAAAACACGCAUCAAAAAUCAUACUAUAAAUAUAUAUACUCUCAUCUAUAGCCUAAACGAUACGAGUGAAAUUAUUUGCUUAGAAAUUGGUUGGCCGAAAAUUUGAAAGCCCAAAUAUUUGCAUAUAAGCCGCAGUUUGACAGUCACCCAACGGGAACUCAAAAAAACCCGUCAAACGGGUUAAAAAACUUGUAAAAAAAAGAGAUAUUUAUGAAAAAUCGUUACUUUUUUGUGUGAACCAAACAGCCGAAAGCAAAAAGUCGGCAAAAAUUAUAGCAAUUACCACAGAAUAUAUCAAAGAAAAACCCUGCAGUUCCAAGCCAAGUUUCGUGAAGUAACGAAGCAACAACUGCAAUUGCAGCAUCAGCAGCAUCUAUGAAAACAGUAAUUUGAUCUAAGAACGCCCACUAAACAAGAAGAACCUUUAAAGGGAUUAACUAAAGAAGCCACAACUAUAACAACAGCUGCAACAUCUGUAGAAAAAAAACUCUGCGUUAAAAAAAGCAAAUGCAUUUUUAAACCAACGUUAAAAAAUCCGCAACAUUAAAACCAUCAGCCUAUCAAGAUACCGUAUGAAUUUUGGGCAAUAAAAGCAAGAUACCAGCAACAACAUCGAAGAAACAUUCAAUAUUUUAGCUUUAAAGAUCACGAGAAGGUGGUUUUAAUGAAGUCUUAGACCAAAACUUACAAGCAGCUACAACAGCAACUGCAGCAGCAACGAUCGCCGCAGCAGUACCCACUGCAGCAGCAGCAGCAACAUCAACAGUGGCAUUUCAUAGCGAAGGCGCCGAAAGACGUUGGGUGCGUCAGGCAGUCAUGGGGGUAUUGAGGUGGCGCGAUUCCCCCGGAUCGCGUAUAUCGGGUUCAAUUGGCAGCAGCAGCAGCGGCAACAGUAACACCAACAACAAUCAUCACCAUAGCAGCAGCAACAGCAGCAGCAGCAACAACGCUCAUCAGCAGCAGCAGCAGCAACACAACAACAACCACAUCAACAAUAAUAACAACAACAACAACAAUCGAGAGAGCCACCACCGCGGCAGUAAUACGAGUGAGGAGCGCGUGCCACAGCCGCACUCGCCCCACGACAGCCACGCCCAUCCGCACAACGGUGGGCUGCAGCACUCGGGAUCGCGGGCAACACUGCGCCACUCGAUGAACCACUCGAGCAGCUCCACAGUCUCGGGCUCCGCCUGCAGCUCCACGCCCGCCUCGCCCCAGUUGAGUGGCGUCCAGCUGCUGUCCAACGGACACCACUACCAAUCACAGUCGUCGGUGAGCUCCAACUCGUCGAUCGUUUCGGCCAUUCCCGCCUCACAGAGAUUGCUGGAUGAGGCGCUGGCCAAGUCGGCCCCCUAUCCCAUGAUCCUGCUGCCCAUGCACGGUGGCUAUUGGAUGGAUGGCACCGAACAUGAGUGCGGCUACGAUCCCAGGGGAAAUCCCCUGCUGCCGCAAACCACCUGGAUGGCCAAGUUCGAGACGGACGAUACGGCCAAGUGCUAUCGGAGAUUCUAUGCGGCCAGGGAGCACUCGAAUUUGGUGGGACAGGAUGAGCAGUUGGGCCCGAUUCUAAUCUCCAUCAAAACGGAAAAUGUUGCCAACCAGGAGCACAUGCGAAUCCUGAUGAGAUUGCGAACUGGCACGAUGCACGAGCUCAUUCCGGUUUCAUACCUGCUGCCGCAGCCAAGUCCGGCGAAAAUGGCACAAACAUUGAAUCCCUCAAUAACGGUGGAGAACUUUAUGCCCGUUCUGUGCCCCAAGGCAUCGCAACUCAUCAGCGUGUACGACGAACAUGUCCUCGUUUCGCAUUUCAAGUUUGGAGUGCUCUACCAAAGAUAUGGACAGACCACGGAGGAGGAACUCUUCGGUAACCAGCAGACAUCGCCAGCCUUCGAUGAGUUCUUGGACGUGUUGGGUCAGCGGAUCAGGCUCAAGGAUCACAAGGGCUACAGGGGAGGACUGGACAUUCAGAAUGGUCAUACGGGCGACACAGCUGUCUAUGAGGUUUUCAAGGAGCGCGAGAUCAUGUUCCAUGUAUCAACUUUAUUGCCCCACACCGAGGGCGAUCCGCAGCAGUUGCAGAGGAAACGACACAUUGGCAAUGACAUUGUGGCCAUCGUCUUCCAGGAGACCAACACGCCCUUCUCGCCCGACAUGAUUGCCAGUCACUUUUUGCACGCCUUCAUCGUGGUCCAGCCCAUUGAGCCAAAUACCCCACAUACCCGCUACAAGGUCAGCGUUACCGCCCGCGACGAUGUGCCCUUCUUUGGUCCCACGCUGCCCAAUCCCGCCGUCUUUCGCAAGGGUCAGGAGUUCAAGGAGUUCAUCCUGACCAAACUGAUCAAUGCGGAGAAUGCGUGCUACAAGGCUGAGAAGUUUGCCAAGUUGGAGCAGCGCACCAGGACCUCGUUGCUGCAGAAUUUGGUAGAGGAGCUGCGGGAGAAGACUCGCGAUUUUCUGGGUGCCGAUUUUACCCAGACGUCGGCAGGAAGUCCCACGCCCGAAACCCCAAAAGCGGAAAGUGGCGGUGGCGGCAAUGCCGGCUCACGAUUCAUCGACACCGUGAAGAAGGCCUUGAUUAUGAGGGUGCGGUCGCAGAGCGUGGAUACCGGAAAUGGUCAUGGACCCGGACAAACGGACAAGUUUAGCGUGAACACCAAGUUGGGCACACUGAAUGCCAAGAAGGAGGCACAUCCCGAAAUGCAGACACCCAAUCUGAAUUCCUGCAGCCGCACGGCCUCGAAGUCAUCAUCCAAGUCCAAAUCCUCAAAUGAGUCCACCUCCUCAUCUCCGGACAUCACAUCCCGGCAGGCGAACAACAACAACGGCUCCAAUGGCGGUCUUUUGCCCCAAAAUGGAUCCGGAGUGGGCGUGGCGGCGGCGGCAGUGAGUGCCGCCCAAAAUGGAGUGGUUGCCGUGGCCACCAUGUCGGAAACCAGCGAUGAUUCCAGCCUGAACAGCGUGGAUCUGGACCCCAUGAUGGCCCACUUGGAUGGCGGAGCCACCUACAUAGACAGUGAUACUGGUCUGGAGAGCAUGAGUUCGGCGGAGGCCACCACCAAGGCCUGCUCGCUGUGCCUGGAUGGCGUCCAGUCCACCAUGAUGGGUAGUUCGCCCAGCAACGAGACGAUCGUCAAGAUCGAGAACCUGCGGCAGGAGGUCACGCGGUUGAAGUGCGACAAGCUGGAUCUACUCAGACAGAAUGUGACCUGUCAGCGCGACAUCAAGCGACUUAGGGAGCGGGAACUCUCUCUGCAAGGCGAUCUAUCGGCGGCUGGCAGGGAGAUCCUUCGACUGCGGGACCUUCUCAAGGAGUAUAUGCCCGAUACAGCUUCAGCACCACUCUCCAUAUCGCCCAUCUAAGCGUCCAACGCAAGCCUUUGAUUAUUGGAUUGGAUGUGGCAGAAAGGCUGGAAAAGGAGUAACCACUGUGCCGUGUAUAACACUUUGGAUAAUGGGAUCGGAUCGAAGAGCCGUUUGGAGAGUUGAAUUGAGCAGACAGUUGGCGAAGCCCUCUCCCAAAAAAAAAAAAAAAAAAAAACAAAUCAACCCCAAACAAAAACAAAAAC
Drosophila gunungcola (fruit fly) is the source of this 3890-nucleotide messenger RNA. RefSeq names its product rap1 GTPase-activating protein 1 (gene RapGAP1). Gene Ontology annotation, molecular function: GTPase activator activity. The coding region runs from base 1141 to 3684 and encodes 847 amino acids. Gene Ontology annotation, biological process: activation of GTPase activity; regulation of small GTPase mediated signal transduction. Gene Ontology annotation, cellular component: cytoplasm. The transcript has 4 exons. NCBI's taxonomy places the organism in Eukaryota, Metazoa, Arthropoda, Insecta, Diptera, Drosophilidae. The record is from RefSeq and is a predicted model, not a curated record.